AGGAAAGCGUGAGGUAGAAAGAUGUCCGUUGGCUCAGCCUGGAAACCUCUCUUCAGACAGUCGGAUGAGUUCCGUUCUCAAAGAUGAUGCCUGCUCCACCAUGGCCAACCAUUCUUCUCUGGUGAGCGAGUUCAUCUUUGAUGGUUUCUCUGGAUUGCCUGACUUGCAAACAUUCCUCUUUGUGGUGGUGCUCUCCAUGUACACCGUGUCACUUGCUGGGAAUACUACCAUCACCGCUGUGAUCAAGUUAAACCCGGUCCUUCAUACACCCAUGUACUUUUUCUUGACGAACUUGUCUCUGUUGGAAAUAUGCUACACAACAGCCAUUGUUCCCAAAAUGCUAGUGAGCCUGGUGUCUGAAAACAGAAAGAUCUCUCUCUGGGGUUGUGCCACGCAGAUGUAUUUCUUCACUCUUUUUGGCAUCACAGAAUGCUGCCUUCUUGCAGCUAUGGCCUAUGACCGCUAUGUGGCCAUCUGUAACCCACUGCGGUACACUGUCAUAAUGAAUCGGGGGGUCUGUGCCCAACUCUCAGUGGCCUCGUGGUCAGUAGGGGUGAUAGUAGGACUAGGCCAAACCAACUAUGUCUUUAGCCUGACCUACUGUGGGCCAAAUAGGAUUAAGCACUUCUUCUGUGAUAUUCCUCCGCUCUUGACUUUAGCUUGUGGAGAUACUUCAAUGAACGUCAUUGCUGUAUAUAUGGUGGCUGUUCUUUUCAUCACCACGCCUUUCCUUCUCAUCCUCACAUCCUACAUAUACAUCAUCACCUCUAUUUUGAAGAUGCCUUCAGCUGAGGGCAGGCGUAAAGCUUUCUCCACAUGCUCCUCACACCUCAUUGUGGUCUCCUUAUUCUAUGGUUCAGGCAUCAUCACAUAUCUUAGGCCCAAAUCCAGCUAUUCCACAGAAGGUGACAAGCUGCUGGCCCUCUUCUAUACAGUUGUGACAUCCAUGUUGAACCCCAUCAUCUACAGUCUGAGGAACAAGGAAGUCAAAGAGGCCCUGAAGAGAAUGAUCAAUGGUGGACUGUGCUCUGGACAGAUCAAGUGAUUCUCAAAGGAUCCAGUGAAUGUAGCUGAAAACUAGGAAGUCUCUCACUUCAGUUUUGAUGUUUAGGGUGCUGUCUGUGUAAAUCAUCUUUGAGUAAAUUAUUGCAUGAAAGAAAAGUUAUUUGCAUUUUCAUAAUAUAUACACUGUAAACAUUCUAACAAAAUUAGCUACUAGCUCUUGCCAAAGAUCAUAACUUGGAGAAGUUCAUUGUUGCAACGAUUCUCAGACAACUGUAGGAUUAGGAAUCUCUCUUGUAUGGUCCAUAAGGAGCCAAUGACUUUGUAUUAGAACACCGA
Eublepharis macularius is the source of this 1341-nucleotide messenger RNA. Its product is annotated as olfactory receptor 10AG1-like. The transcript is spliced from 2 exons. Gene Ontology annotation, biological process: G protein-coupled receptor signaling pathway. Gene Ontology annotation, molecular function: G protein-coupled receptor activity; olfactory receptor activity. The record is from RefSeq and is a predicted model, not a curated record. Bases 65 to 1045 code for a protein of 326 amino acids. Gene Ontology annotation, cellular component: membrane. NCBI's taxonomy places the organism in Eukaryota, Metazoa, Chordata, Lepidosauria, Squamata, Eublepharidae.